Volvox carteri f. nagariensis is the source of this 627-nucleotide messenger RNA. RefSeq lists its product as uncharacterized. NCBI's taxonomy places the organism in Eukaryota, Viridiplantae, Chlorophyta, Chlorophyceae, Chlamydomonadales, Volvocaceae. The transcript has a single exon. Bases 1 to 627 code for a protein of 208 amino acids. The record is from RefSeq and is a predicted model, not a curated record.
AUGGAAAACGUGCGCGAAGCAAAACGCGCUAAACCGGGACCUAAGCCUAGUGCUGUGUUGGAUUAUUUCGAAGAAGUCGGUGACUAUAGCUCUAGCUCCAAGCGCUAUGCUCGCAAGUGCAAGUUCUGCUUGACAACCUUCCCCGCUCACAGAGCCAAAGUGGAAUCCCUCAUUGCGCACGUAGCAUCCCAAUGCAAGUGCAUCCCUCCGGCCGUCUGUGCCGACUUCUGCUCACGGCACGCGGCAGAGGUAGCGGCCAAAACUGCGGAGGCUGCGUGCGACUCCAUCCCGGCGGAACAGCUCUCAACAAGCAGCACAGCAGCUGCCAGCAGUCAGGGGGGAACUGCCUCGGCCACGCGAGGAACCUCACGAGCGACUGGCAAGGGCCAGCUUUCGAUCCACAAGUUCAUCGAUGCACCGAUGCCCAAGGCAACGGAACUGCUGAUCGAUAAGAAGUUAACUCGGGGAAUGACUUGGUCAUGCGUCUGUAUUUUUUUCGGUCGUCUAUAUCCUGAAGACCCGUCUAUUAGACGAGUCGUCUACAAUAGUUCGUCUAAAGUCGAGUCGUCUAUACAUGUCGUCUAUAGUCGAUUCAUCUAUUGUAGACGAAGAAUAGACGAUGGGUAG